Messenger RNA from Budorcas taxicolor (takin), 4869 nucleotides. RefSeq names its product MET proto-oncogene, receptor tyrosine kinase (gene MET). Bases 89 to 4243 code for a protein of 1384 amino acids. Gene Ontology annotation, biological process: nervous system development; cell migration; phagocytosis. The record is from RefSeq and is a predicted model, not a curated record. Gene Ontology annotation, cellular component: signaling receptor complex; membrane. Gene Ontology annotation, molecular function: protein binding; transmembrane receptor protein tyrosine kinase activity; ATP binding. The transcript is spliced from 21 exons. Lineage: Eukaryota; Metazoa; Chordata; Mammalia; Artiodactyla; Bovidae.
GCGCUUGACUUCUCCUCCGCCGGUUCGUGGGUGCCGCAAGCUAAACUGCUCUCGCCUUGAACGUCUUUUGGCAGAUAAAAUUCUCACCAUGAAGGCCCCUGCUGUGCUUGCACCUGGCAUUCUUGUGCUUCUGUUUACCUUCGUGCAGAAGAGCAAUGGGGAGUGUAAAGAGGCACUAGUAAAGUCCAGGAUGAAUGUGAACAUGCAAUAUCAGCUUCCUAACUUCACUGCAGAAACAUCCAUCCGGAAUGUUGUUUUGCACAAACAUCACAUUUACCUCGGUGCCAUUAACUACAUUUACGUUUUAAAUGACAAAGACCUUCAGAAGGUUGCUGAGUACAAGACUGGGCCUGUGCUGGAACACCCAGAUUGUUUCCCAUGUCAGGACUGCAGCCACAAAGCCAAUUUAUCAGGUGGUGUUUGGAAAGAUAACAUCAACAUGGCUCUGCUUGUUGACACGUACUAUGAUGAUCAACUCAUUAGCUGUGGCAGUGUCCACAGAGGGACCUGCCAGCGACACGUCCUGCCACCCAACAAUACUGCAGACAUAGAGUCAGAGGUUCACUGCAUGUAUUCUCCUCAGGAAGACGAAGAGACCAACCAGUGUCCUGACUGUGUGGUGAGUGCCCUGGGAACCAAAGUCCUACUGUCUGAGAAGGAGCGGUUCAUCAACUUCUUCGUGGGCAAUACCAUAAAUUCUUCUUACCUUCCAGAUCAUUCAUUGCACUCGAUAUCGGUGAGAAGGCUAAAGGAAACGCAAGAUGGUUUUAAGUUUUUGACAGACCAAUCCUAUAUUGAUGUUCUACCUGAGCUCCAAGAUUCCUACCCCAUUAAGUAUGUCCACGCCUUUGAAAGCAACCAUUUUAUUUACUUUUUGACAGUCCAACGGGAAACUCUAGAUGCUCAGACUUUUCACACAAGAAUAAUCAGGUUCUGUUCCACAGACUCUGGAUUGCAUUCAUACAUGGAGAUGCCUCUGGAGUGCAUUCUGACAGAAAAGAGAAGAAAGAGAUCCACGAAGCAGGAAGUGUUUAAUAUUCUCCAAGCUGCAUAUGUCAGUAAGCCUGGGGCUCAGCUUGCUAGGCAAAUAGGUGCCAACCUGAAUGAUGACAUUUUGUACGGGGUGUUUGCACAAAGCAAGCCAGAUUCCUCAGAACCAAUGAAUCGCUCUGCUGUCUGUGCAUUCCCUGUCAAAUAUGUCAAUGAGUUCUUCAACAAGAUCGUCAACAAAAACAAUGUGAGAUGUCUCCAGCACUUUUAUGGCCCCAACCAUGAACACUGCUUCAAUAGGACACUUUUGAGAAAUUCAUCAGGAUGUGAAGUGCGCAAUGAUGAAUAUCGAACGGAGUUUACCACAGCUUUGCCACGCAUUGACUUAUUCAUGGGCCAGUUCAACCAAGUCCUCUUAACAUCUAUAUCCACCUUUAUCAAAGGAGAUCUCACCAUCGCUAAUCUCGGGACGUCAGAAGGUCGAUUCAUGCAGGUUGUGGUUUCUCGAUCAGGAUCAUUAACUCCUCACGUGAAUUUUCCGCUGGAUUCCCACCCUGUGUCUCCAGAAGUGAUUGUGGAGCACCCGCUAAACCAGAAUGGCUAUACACUGGUUGUCACUGGGAAGAAGAUCACCAAGAUCCCGCUGAAUGGCCUGGGCUGUGAACAUUUCCAGUCCUGCAGUCAGUGCCUCUCCGCCCCUUCCUUUGUGCAGUGUGGCUGGUGCCAUGAUAAAUGUGUGCGAUUGGAGGAAUGCCCCAGUGGAAGGUGGACUCAAGAGACCUGUCUGCCAACAAUCUACAAGGUUUUUCCAACUAGUGCCCCCCUUGAAGGAGGGACAACACUGACUGUUUGUGGCUGGGACUUUGGAUUCAAGAGGAAUAAUAAAUUUGACUUGAAGAAAACCAGAGUUCUCCUUGGAAAUGAGAGCUGCACCUUAACCUUAAGUGAGAGCACAACAAACAUGUUGAAAUGCACAGUUGGUCCUGCAACGAAUGAACAUUUCAAUAUGUCCAUAGUUAUUUCAAACAGUCGUGGGUCAGUACAGUAUAGUAUGUUUUCCUAUGUGGAUCCUGUAAUAACAAGUAUUUCUCCAAAUUAUGGUCCAAAAACAGGUGGCACUUUACUUACAUUAACUGGAAAGCACCUAAACAGUGGAAAUUCAAGACACAUUUCAAUUGGUGGAAAAACAUGUACUUUAAAAAGUGUUUCAUAUAGUAUUCUCGAAUGUUAUACCCCAGCCCAAAGUGCUCCAACUGAGUUUUCUGUUAAAUUGAAAAUUGACUUAGCCAACCGAGAGGUGAACAGCUUCAUUUACCGGGAAGACCCCAUUGUCUAUGAAAUACAUCCCACCAAAUCUUUUAUUAGUGGUGGGAGUACAAUAACAGGUGUUGGAAAAAACCUGAAUUCAGUUAGUAUCAUAAGGAUGGUAAUAAAUGUGCAUGAAGCCGGAAAGAACUUUACAGUGGCAUGUCAACAUCGCUCUAAUUCAGAGAUAAUCUGCUGUACAACUCCUUCACUACAACAGCUGAACCUACAACUCCCCCUGAAAACCAAAGCCUUUUUCAUGUUAGAUGGGAUCCAUUCCAAAUACUUUGAUCUCAUUUAUGUACAUAAUCCUGUGUUUAAGCCUUUUGAAAAGCCAGUGAUGAUCUCAAUAGGCAAUGAAAAUGUACUGGAAAUUAAGGGAAAUGAUAUUGACCCUGAAGCAGUUAAAGGGGAGGUGUUAAAAGUUGGAAAUAAGAGCUGUGAAAAUAUACAGUCACAUUCUGAAGCUGUAUUAUGUACGGUCCCCAAUGACCUGCUUAAAUUGAACAGCGAACUAAAUAUAGAGUGGAAGCAAGCAAUUUCUUCAACUGUUCUUGGAAAAGUGAUAGUUCAACCAGAUCAGAAUUUCACAGGACUGAUUGUUGGUGUUGUCUCAGUAUCAAUAAUACUCUUACUGUUACUCGGGCUUUUCCUGUGGCUGAAAAAAAGGAAGCAAAUUAAAGAUCUGGGCAGUGAAUUAGUUCGCUAUGAUGCAAGAGUACACACUCCACAUUUGGAUAGGCUUGUCAGUGCCCGAAGUGUAAGCCCAACUACAGAAAUGGUUUCCAAUGAAUCUGUAGACUACCGAGCUACUUUUCCAGAAGACCAGUUUCCUAAUUCAUCUCAGAAUGGGUCAUGCAGACAAGUGCAGUAUCCUCUGACAGAUCUAUCCCCCAUCUUAACUAGUGGGGACUCUGAUAUAUCCAGUCCAUUACUGCAAAAUACCGUCCACAUCGACCUCAGUGCUCUAAAUCCAGAGCUGGUCCAGGCAGUUCAGCACGUAGUAAUUGGGCCGAGCAGUCUGAUUGUACAUUUCAAUGAAGUCAUAGGAAGAGGACAUUUUGGUUGUGUAUAUCAUGGAACUUUGUUGGACAACGAUGAUAAGAAAAUUCACUGUGCUGUGAAAUCCUUGAAUAGAAUCACUGACAUAGGAGAAGUUUCCCAAUUUCUGACUGAGGGAAUCAUCAUGAAAGAUUUUAGUCAUCCCAAUGUUCUCUCGCUUUUGGGAAUCUGCCUUCGAAGUGAGGGGUCUCCACUGGUGGUCCUACCAUACAUGAAACACGGGGAUCUUCGAAAUUUCAUUAGAAAUGAGACUCAUAACCCAACUGUAAAAGAUCUUAUUGGCUUUGGUCUUCAAGUAGCCAAAGGCAUGGAAUAUCUUGCAAGCAAAAAGUUUGUCCACAGAGACUUGGCUGCAAGAAACUGUAUGCUGGAUGAAAAAUUCACCGUCAAGGUUGCUGAUUUUGGUCUUGCCAGAGACGUGUAUGAUAAGGAAUACUAUAGCGUACACAACAAAACAGGUGCAAAACUGCCAGUGAAAUGGAUGGCUUUAGAAAGCCUGCAGACUCAGAAAUUUACCACCAAGUCAGAUGUGUGGUCCUUUGGCGUCCUCCUCUGGGAACUGAUGACAAGAGGAGCACCACCUUAUCCUGACGUCAACACCUUUGACAUAACAGUUUACUUGUUGCAAGGAAGAAGGCUCCUACAACCUGAAUACUGCCCAGACCCCUUGUAUGAAGUGAUGCUGAAAUGCUGGCACCCUAAAGCUGAAUUGCGCCCAUCCUUUUCUGAACUGGUCUCCAGGAUAGCCGCGAUAUUCUCCGCUUUCAUUGGGGAGCACUAUGUCCAUGUGAAUGCUACUUACGUGAACGUCAGAUGUGUCGCCCCGUAUCCUUCUCUGUUGUCAUCACAAGAGAAUGUCAGUGGCGAGGAUGAUGAUGACACAUGAUGGAUGGAGGCACCUGUGCCACCGAGUCCCCUUCUGAGAAGCCUCACUGAACUGCCUGAACAACAGUCCACCCUUUGUCCAACGUUCUUUUCACUGCCUGGCCACUGAAAGGCCACCAGGUACUUUUUGCUUUUGCCAAGAUUGCACUAUUAUAGGACCUUAUAUUGUUAUUAAAAUGACUGGAUUCUACAGAAUUUCUCAUCUGACAAAGCAUCAGAGCAAGCAGCUUGGUCUCGCAGGCCAGUAACCAACAGCAAUCCUGCAGCUGUGAUAAUGCUUCUGUCACAUUCAGGCCAAAACCCAAAUGCUGGGUUGAAAUUUUUUAAAAUCAAGAUCCCACUUGAUUUCAUAUGGGGAACUGAAGCAAUGCAUUUUGAAGACUUCUUAAUGACAGAAAAUUCAAAAGAAAUGGUAAUGUCCCAACCGAGCAUGGCAGCCCUGGGACCAAACCACUCAUUUAGAAUUAAAAUGUUUCAAAGAACUUAUGUGUUGUAUGAAAAACACAUUUUUUUAUUACCGAUGUUGUCAUUUGCCCAUUAGGUAGACAUUCCCUUUUAAAUUUUUGUCUACACAUUCCUUUUAUUGGAGAACUAUCCAUAAUCAAUACAGUCAACAUUUCAAAACAG